AUGCAGAGGAUAUUGGGGGUCCUCAUCGCAGGAGCCUUCGUGCUCUACGCAACCGCCGACGUGACCCUCAACCCUAUAGAUAAUACUAAUGGCAUUCUUUUGUUAAAACAAGGUCAAAUUUUGAAGCAGAUAGACACGUUUAGUUUGGCCUGCGUAUAUAACGUAUCGUAUUUACACGAAACAACCUUAAAGCUUAUGUCAUUAUAUGCCAGUACUAAAGCUGUUGAAGGCAAUGAAGACUCGCAUAGAGCUUAUAAGGACCAAAUAGAAAAUAGUUUACAUUUAAUAAGUAAGAAAUUAGCAUUUAUUGCACCGCACCAUAGGUUUAGACGUGGCUUAAUUAAUGGUUUAGGUUCAGUAGUUAAAACUAUUACAGGAAAUUUAGAUUAUGAUGACGCUAUUAAGUUCGAAAAUGAAUUAUCUAACUUACGCAAUUCGGUCCACAAUAUUAACUCAUCCCAAAAACAAACUCUGUUUAUAGCAAAGCACGCAGUUGAAGAAUUUAGUAAACAAAUUCAAUUAUUAGACGAAAAUCAGAAAAAGAUUGGUUCAAUGUUAAAAAACGCCACUUUAAGUAAUAACGUAGUUAUAAGCAAAUUGCACUUUCUAGAUUUAUAUAUUCAAAUAGAUUUUAGUUUGCAGUUACUCUUAGAUAAAUUAGUUAUAUUAGAAGACGCAAUGACAUUUUCACAGUUAGAAGUGAUGCAUCCCAGCAUAAUAGCCCCACACAGUCUUAUAAGCGAAAUGACGGCUAUUCAAAAACAUAACCAAUUUAGACCAGUUGAUAGUAUCAGUAUUAAAAAUAUUCAUAGUAUAGAGAAAUCUAUUAGCGUAAAAGCUUAUAGCACAAACCACGCACUAACAUUCAUACUAGAUAUCCCUUCCAUAGAUGAAAACCUCUAUGACCUUAUCCAUCUAUACUCCAUACCGGAUAAACAAAACCUCACCAUUAUCCCUAAAUCCAAAUACCUAGCACUGGGAACCAACGAGUACUCAUACCUGGAGGAAGACUGCAAAAAGAUCACGCACGACGCCCAACUCUGCACAUCGCUGAAUACCCAACCUAUGGAGAACUCUGAAGACUGCAUAGUAGCUCUUAUAAAACACCAGAGCACAAACUGCACACGUGCCAGAAUGAACCUGAAACAAGGCAAGAUCCAGAGACUAGAAGACAACAAAUGGCUUAUCAUCUUGAAAGACGAACAAAUCCUAAAAUCGCGCUGCGGAAGAAAAUCCGAUUAUAAAAAGAUGUCGGGAAUAUAUAUCGCCAGCAUGACAAGCGAUUGUCAAUUGGAAAUAUUCAACCGAACACUGAAGACAAACACUGACACUAUAACAGCCGAAGAAAUCAUACCGCUUCCUAGCGAAACCACUAUUCUAGAAGGGAACAUUCGUUAUAACUUACACCUUAAAGAUAUAUCCCUGGAUAGCAUCCACGAACUGAUGGACCAAGCCGAAAACAUUCAACAACCUAUCAUCGACUGGCAGACUAUGAUGAUCACGCCAAGUUGGUCAACACUGGGACUCUACUUCAUCCUGAUAGCCAUAACCAUCUGGAAGCUGUGGCAGUGGAGACAGCGACGACCGAAAUCGGAGAGCGAGAGCCCCGAGGACCCUAGCACCGAGGACGCUGCUGGAAGCUGCGGGACGCGCUUCUGUCUUAAGGAGGGAGGAGUUAGGCAAUCGCCUAAUGUGCGUAAUUGCUGAAUGCACAUCGGAUGACUCCGUGCGUCAUCGCCGAAACUGCACUAUUGCAGAUUUAGCAAUAAGUUUAGUUAAUAGAAAUAUUAUAAUUGUAAAUUAGUCUUGUAGUACAUUUCAAGUAAUAAACAUUGUUUUAAUUA
This is a messenger RNA of Helicoverpa zea (corn earworm), 1844 nucleotides long. RefSeq lists its product as uncharacterized. The coding region runs from base 1 to 1707 and encodes 568 amino acids. The record is from RefSeq and is a predicted model, not a curated record. NCBI's taxonomy places the organism in Eukaryota, Metazoa, Arthropoda, Insecta, Lepidoptera, Noctuidae. The transcript has 2 exons.